Messenger RNA from Rodentolepis nana, 1830 nucleotides. The record is from the annotation of a GenBank genome assembly. NCBI's taxonomy places the organism in Eukaryota, Metazoa, Platyhelminthes, Cestoda, Cyclophyllidea, Hymenolepididae.
AUGAUAUUAGCAUGUAUUAUCUUCAUGCUAUUGAGUCAGUCAGCUGUCACUCAAAACAUCCCUCUAAAACUCUGUCCAAGAACAGACCCCAAAGAUCUCAAACCGGAAGUUUUUGAAUCUUCAGAAUCAGCCGGACUUUCAACCUGUUUAAAUCAACGUGAAGAACUGGCUAGUUUUAUGCAUCAGGGUAUGAUAUUCCAUUAUGAAUAUAAACAAAAAGUCACAAUAUCAUGUCCGAUUUGUGCCAGUGAUGAUAGCAAAUUAUUCCGAUGGUUUUUCAUUCCUCGCAGUGAAGCUGCACUUCUGGAAGAUAACAGGGGGCAAGCAGAACUAGUGCGUCACUUUGAAAAAGAAAUUUUUGAAGACAUGUUCACUGGAACGGAUAUUCCAUGUCUUGUGAAUAAAACUUUGGACCUUUAUAUUCCAAAAUUUAAUCCAAAUGUGCAUUUGGGAACUUACAUUUGUAGACAUAUUCUCGAUAGAACUCACGCCUCAAAUAGAAUAUGGUAUCAUGUAGAUGUUAUGCAACCACCUCACUUGUUUGCUGAUCCUCUCAAGAAACUUCCAUCGAGUUUUAAGACUGUUCUCAGUGUAAAAUCUGCAAAUGACGUUAACUCAAUAAUCUCAGAAGCAGGAAAAUAUUUAAGGGACUCCAAAGAUUUUAAAAACUAUAAUUCAACAGCAAUCGAUAUCACCUCAAAAGUUAUUCCCAUCACGAAUCCAGAUCAAAGCUGUGGAGAAUUUACUUUGACUCAAUAUAGACGAUGUUACGUAGUUAUUCCGCGUUCCAUAGCUCCAGAAGUUCGUAAAACCCUCCCCCCGGCAAUUGCAUUGACUUAUGAUUUACUCGUCACAAUAUUUAAGUCAUAUUACACUUGGUCGGAGGCUGAAGAUGCAAGUGUUUUGAAGACUCAACGAAAAGCUGCGGAAAGCUUGGCUUCUGAGCUGGGAUUUGAUCUGUACUAUGAUGGCAAACCAGAGACAAAGGAGAGUGACUUGCCUGAGGAGAGAAUUCCAGAGGAUGAAGAAAUUUCCCUACCUCAAAAUCAGCACCUUUAUAUUCCCUGCCAUUAUACGUACUUUAGACACUUUAGUUCAGAAGGUAUUAUACCUCGCCCAUACUUGCUGAGAAACUUGUACGUGAAUAUGUCCUUUAAGCAACCCUGCCCGGAAGUUAACUACAUGGACAUCAUCAAUUUGGCCUUAUCAACUAAGGACACGAAGACAUUGAAGCAGGAACUGCUUGGGUAUGAGGAGAAGAGAUAUAUGAAAGUGGAAAAGGUCGCAAUAGAUCAGACGGAAAAUUAUGAAAUCGUAUGUGGAGGUGAUGGCGAAACUUCUAUUAACAAUUGUACAGAUCCAGCGAAUAUGACGAUUAUGUGGAAGAAUGGAGACGGCAAGCGAAUCAUUUGCUUGGGAAAGUGUCUUAAAAGUGUGACCUUUCAACCACAAUCGGAGAUUGGCGAGCGUGUAUUCGUAGACUCGGACUGCAAACUUGUGUUCAGCAGAGUCAAAACAAUCGACGAGGGUAUAUACCUAUGUUACAAACGCCAUCAAAAGGUGCCCAAUCAAUGGCAGGCUGGAGCGUUUGCCUCCUAUCGUCUGAAGAUAGAAGCAAGCUCAAUAAAAUUCCCCUCUUCAACGCAGGUUUGCCUUGGUCUUAUUAUCAUCACAAUCUGGGCUCUCGUUCUCAUUUUGGUGUGGAUUUUGCUAUCAUUCUGGACAUUUGAAGUUAAUCGAUAUGCCUUAGUGGAGGCUAGUGAACGCAUACGUCGCAAGGAACGCGAAAUGAAGAUGGCGGAGAGAAAGAAUCUCCUUGCAAACCUGUGA